This is a messenger RNA of Nilaparvata lugens (brown planthopper), 1612 nucleotides long. RefSeq names its product transcription initiation factor TFIID subunit 7 (gene Taf7). The transcript is spliced from 9 exons. The record is from RefSeq and is a predicted model, not a curated record. Lineage: Eukaryota; Metazoa; Arthropoda; Insecta; Hemiptera; Delphacidae. Gene Ontology annotation, cellular component: transcription factor TFIID complex. Gene Ontology annotation, biological process: RNA polymerase II preinitiation complex assembly; transcription initiation at RNA polymerase II promoter. Gene Ontology annotation, molecular function: RNA polymerase II general transcription initiation factor activity. Bases 208 to 1431 code for a protein of 407 amino acids.
AUUCGAAUUCGAAAUGUUUGAGUUGAGAAUGAGAAUGAGAAUUAGGUUAUGUGAUUCCUGUUUUUACUCUUCUCUUCUCUGUUUAGUGAUUGUAGCAAUUUUUCACUAAAUUGGGCUUGUUUAUGCGAACACAUCCAUUCCAUAUUUUUUAGCAGCAUUCAUAAUACAUUUUAGCUUCAGUUUUGACUUGUAAAACUUUACUGAAAGAUGAAUCGUCAAUCAGAAAUAAGUCGAAAGGAAGCUGAAGGUCCAGUUGAAUUGGAAAGUCAGUUUAUUCUCCGUUUGCCAGAGGAGCCGGCCAAAGCUCUGAGAGAGGCAUUGAGAAGCGGAGUGACCAGCUUGAAGGACAGGCUGUCGAUAAAACUCGAAAAUGACAUUCGUUAUGGAGAAGUGCGGGUCGACCAUUGGCUGAUGCAUGCAAAGGUUCUCGACUUGCCAACCAUAGUUGAAUCGUUGAAAACGAUUGAUAACAAGAGCUUUUAUAAAACGGCAGACAUUUGUCAGAUAAUGAUAUGCAAAGAAGAAGAUGAUCAAACGACAACCGACGAAGAAUCACCGCAAAAGCAUAAGAAGAAAGACCCCAACAAAGUAGAAAAGAAAUAUCUGUAUCCGCAUGGCAUCACUCCCCCGCUCAAGAAUGUACGCAAGAGACGAUUUCGGAAAACACUUAAAAAGAAGUAUGUGGAGGCACCGGAAAUCGAGAAAGAGGUGAAACGACUGUUGCGCGGAGACACGGAGGCGGUGAAUGUGCGUUGGGAGGUGAUCAGUGAGGAGGAAGAGAAGAAAGCGGCUAGCGGAUUGGCCAUCAAAGAGGAGCCCAUUGCGCAUGGCAUUGCGCACAACACCGAAACCACAUCAAUCUCCGCCGAGAACAAUGUCGAUGUCGCCGAACACGAUAUUUUCGGAGAAGCAGUGAGUGACUCUGAAGACGAGGACCAAAAUAUUGUUGUGAUGGAAGAGUUAUCGAAUGAGGACAGCCGUCUAUCGGAUUCCCAGUCCAUGCAUGGAAGACAGCUGGAGCGUGGCGGCGGUGGCAGAGAGCUGAUCACCGAAUUCAGAAAGGAGAUGUUCAACAGCGAGGGCGAGGGGGAGGGAGGGGCAGACAUGAAGCAGGAGUCGAAUAGUGGCGACUAUGACAUGUACAAGUCGAGUCCAACCUAUGACCACGAAAACGACAACGAUAACGACAACGAUCAGCCAUCCCACCUGUCUAUCAGUGAAAUACAAGCAAAACUGGAAGUAUUGCAGCAACAACUGUCUGACCUGGCCGUCCGUCGUCAUCAGCAGGAAGUGGAGAUUGCCAACAUUGAGAACAUGGCGCUCAGACAACGCUUUCAGGAGAUACUUGACAGUCUCCUCCAGCAGCAGCUCGAGAAAGAACACAAAUAUCAAGAGCUAAUGCAGUUACUACAAAUGCAGCAGAUGAAGUGAAACAAUAUUGCAAACAGUGAAGUGUUGAGCCAAAUAUUUUCAUUUCAUUUUAUCUAUUCAUUUAUUGGACAAAAUGAAUAAAUAUAGUAUCUAGAGAUACAAUAUCAGAAAUCAGGCAAUCGCCAAACUAUUCUAUAACUUGUAUAAUAAAUGUUGUAAAUAAAAAAUACGAUUAUGCUUA